This is a messenger RNA of Aureobasidium subglaciale EXF-2481, 2257 nucleotides long. RefSeq lists its product as uncharacterized. The coding region runs from base 85 to 1899 and encodes 604 amino acids. The transcript has 2 exons. NCBI's taxonomy places the organism in Eukaryota, Fungi, Ascomycota, Dothideomycetes, Dothideales, Saccotheciaceae. The record is from RefSeq and is a predicted model, not a curated record.
UUGGCACUUUUCACCGAGCACACUUUUCGCCUAUCCAUCUCCGAGAUCCGGAACCAUGAUCAUUAAUGGUCUGGAUGCUAUAUAAUGACGACAUCAUCCAUACUGACACGACUUGGGGAAGUGGAAGCAGAGGAGCAAUAUGCACAAACAGCAUUAUCUUCCGCUCGUAAAGACCGAAUCUCAGGACAGCCAAGAAGACAGACAGUUUUCAUACACAAUCCACCAGACGUUAGUCGUCCUAUAACAGUGUACGACAAGGUCAACAAAUGGCUCGAUCGACCGGCACAAACUGCACCAGGCUCUCCAUUGCUGGACUUCUUCUUGAAACACCAGCGUCACCAUGUCAUACUUGACAACAUUUACCAGCGAUUGGACAUUGAAGAUGUUCUUGCUGUGAGCCGAACUUGUAAAGCCCUGUCUUCAUUUUACAACAACAUGCUGCCUUUUCACUGGAACAUCAACAGGAGACUCGCACGAUUUGUGAACGAUCCAAAAGAGUUCAGAUCAAAGCUUGGGCAGGCAGAUGCCCUAAUUUCUGGUACCUUCGCACUGUUGUUUUUUGCACAACUUUAUUGGCUCGAUUCUGGAUUGGAUAUCUAUGUUCGUCAAGGACCCAAAGCCGACGCCCUGAUCGAGUAUAUCGCCAGCAACAAGAGCUACGAACUUGACUUUAGCUAUGGUUGGGCAGAUGAUGACCAGUACCGCACUCUCACUAAAGUUCUGAUCUUCCAGCGAGUUGCGCCGCCAAAGUCGCCGCAGAUCAGAUUUCAUCUCACCAUCUCGUCACCGCUACACAGUAUUCUGACCGAUUGCGCCUGGUCCACGGCGCACGUCAACGUCAUUGCUUGGAACAAGGCAUACUGUGUUUUUCCUCAUCUGACCUUCAUCAACCGCAAAAUGUACUUUCUCCAAGAUCAAAAUGAGUCUCUGACUCAGAUACUGGAAGAUUACUCAGCCAACGGAUGGCAGACGUCGGACAGGAUUGAUCAUGAUCAACUCGAGGGAUCCAAGAAGCCUGGUGUACGAGAGGGAUCUAGAAGACUUAGUGACUCGUCGACAUGGAUCAUACCCCUCAACCUGCACGAAAUACGCGCACCCGAGACUCCGAACUCGGUGCUAGAGAGCUGCGUCUUCCAGAUUUGUCCAGACCCGAGACCUCGAGAAACAUCACAUACUGGUUCAGAGUCGGAAAGACUGAAGAACUUCAGCAUCAGCGCGCCAGUCUCCUCAAUACCACAGCCACUAAGCAUUUCUCAGAGCCAAGAACGAAUACGGAGCUUGCAAGUCAAAGUUGGGUCGAUACCACCGCCACCGAUACCGCCACGAAGAGCUAGAGGCAUGACGACAAGCAGGCUAUCAUCACGACCUACGUCACCGCUGGACUCUGUGUGUGAGGUAUUGCCCCUUUCGAUUAGAUCUUCUACCACAGCGCCUAAAAUACCCCCGCCCGCAAUAUCAAGCGAUCGCAGGAACACAUCGGAGGCUGUCUCGACCAAGUCCAGUAGCUUUUUAAGGCCAGGUAGACGUGUGGUAUCAGAUCAAGCUCAUUCUUCUGUCCGGCACAAGCGCUCUGGAAUGACAGUCAUGUCCGGCGACAUGGCCACUGUUGUCUCGGCGCUUCGAUCGGGAGAGAUUACCAGAACAGUAGCGACAUCAACAUCUACUCAGGCUGAAAAUACAGCGGGCUCGUGGUCUCAGGAGGUUGAGCAUCUCUCCCUGAAGAUCAGACGACCAAAAGCUCGUAUGCCUCCUCCUCUGAUACUCUCUACUGCAAUACCUGGACCACUGGUUCCCGAUCUUCUAACGCCACCUCCUGAUACUCCCUUACCGGCUAUACCCAACAAAGACCGGCCGAAGGAAAAGCUUUGCGACGUGCACGAAGAAACGAACUGGAUAUGAUUCUCGACAUAACAUCUUCUAUUGUUCAAGUCCAGAAUGCGACUGCUAGCCCAUUGUGACGACACGGAGCUGCUCGUUUAGACAAUUCACUUCCACCUUCAGGCGUUUCCUGCGACUGAAGAAUUAGCAGGAUGAAUCAAAGGCCAACCUACACGACAUGUCGACGCAAAUUGCGACACGUCAAAGAGCAAGAUAAGCCCAUCGUCAGCCUACGCGAUACUUCGAUGCAGAUAAGGAUUGCGAGAUAUCGAAAGCAAGAUCAUUUCCCUCUACAAGUCCCAGCAUCCAAAGCUGCCAGAAACUCAUUGAGAAAAACUCAGGUGGGAAACACGUUCCCUGCUCAAACAUAAAAGCUUUG